This is a messenger RNA of Pantherophis guttatus, 4158 nucleotides long. It is a transcript of the gene EFEMP2, whose product is annotated as EGF-like fibulin extracellular matrix protein 2. The record is from RefSeq and is a predicted model, not a curated record. Gene Ontology annotation, molecular function: calcium ion binding. NCBI's taxonomy places the organism in Eukaryota, Metazoa, Chordata, Lepidosauria, Squamata, Colubridae.
CAGUGAGAUGGAAGCCAAUUUUAAGAAUCUCAGUCGGGCUUUGAUUAACAUCGCCUCGAAGCUUACCCACAGCAAAGACGUCCGGGAUUUUUUCAUUGAUCUAGUGGAAAAGUUUGUAGAACCGUUUCGGUCCGACAAAUGGAGCUCCAACGACGUGCAGCUUUUCCUGACCCACUACACGGCCAGCGCACACUCGCUGGAAGUGUUCAGCCCGGCCAGAAUUGGGGGGUGUUCGCCCGAAGAAGGGGUGCCAGAGUCCGUGCCAAGCGCUUGUCAAUGAGUGUGAAAAUGAAGCUGGUUUCCUGCAUUUUCCUGGCCACACUACUGAAAGCUGCUUUCGCCCAAGAAGACCCCAAUACUUACACGGAAUGCACCGACGGCUAUCAGUGGGAUGCCGAAACUCAGCACUGUAAAGAUAUCAACGAAUGCGAGACCAUCCACCACGCCUGCAAAGGGGAGAUGAAAUGCAUCAACCAUUACGGGGGAUACCUGUGUCUUCCGCGUUCCGCCUCGGUCAUCAACGACGUCAAUGCCGAACGGGCCCCUCUUGACAGUCCCCCCAGGCUGAGACCUCGCCCGCCGGUCCAGCCCUCCGGCCGACCUCACACUUGCUCCCAGGGCUACGAGCCUGACCACUAUGGAUCGUGCGCGGACGUGGAUGAGUGUGAGUACGAUUUGCACGACUGCCAGCCCAGCCAGCAGUGUAUCAACACCAUCGGUAGUUUUCACUGUCAGUGCCCGGAGGGCUACCGGAAGAUCGGCACAGAGUGUGUAGACAUAGACGAAUGCCGGUACCGCUAUUGUCAACACCGUUGUGUCAAUUCCCCAGGAUCUUUCACCUGCCAGUGUGAAUCUGGAUUUCAGCUCGCCAGUAAUAACCGCUCGUGUGUGGAUGUGAAUGAGUGCGAGAUGGGAGCUCCUUGCAAGCAACGCUGCUUCAACACUUAUGGCACUUUUAUCUGUCGGUGCAACCAAGGCUACGAGCUGGACCACAACGGAUUUACCUGCAAAGAUGUGGACGAAUGCAGCUAUUCGAAUUACUUGUGCCAAUAUCAGUGUGUCAAUGAACCCGGUCACUUCUCCUGCGUUUGUCCUCAAGGUUACAAUCUCGUGAGCACCAGGCUUUGCCAAGACAUUAACGAAUGUGAGUUAGACAGCAACCAGUGCACAGAGUCUCAGAACUGCGUGAAUUAUCACGGAGGAUAUCGGUGUGUGGAGAAGAAACUCUGCCAAGAGCCUUACAUCCAUGUCUCGGAGAACCGCUGUCUGUGCCCGACCACGAACCCCCUUUGUCAUGACAAACCUUCCUCCGUUAUCUACCGGUAUAUGAGCAUCUUGGCCGAUCGACCGGUGCCCUCGGAUAUUUUCCAAAUUCAAGCCACCACCUUCUACCCAGGAGCCUACAACACCUUCCAGAUCCGUUCAGGCAACGAAGAUGGAGAAUUUUACAUCCGGCAAAUCAGCAACAUCAGCGCCAUGUUGGUCCUGUCACGGGCCGUGGUGGGUCCCCGUGAGUUUGUGCUGGAUUUAGAGAUGGUCACCGUCAACAACCUGAUGAGCUACCAGGCCAGCUCGGUGCUCCGCCUCACCGUCUUCGUGGGGGCUCAUCCGUUCUAGUGGGGGGAGGGCAGAUCUCCCCUCCCCCUUACCUGCCGUGGCAAGGAGAGGGGAAACGUCUGUCCAAGAUGGAGAAACAAAUCGAACAACAAGGAACACAACUCUACAGGUGUGGGGAAAAAAAAUGGAGUCAGAUGGCACUCACGGACUUCCCCACCAACUGUCCACCAGAAUCACCCAUCUCCAGACCUGGACACGUCCCGCAGAACCAAACCCCGUAGCUUUAAAAAAAAAGUUUGCGGCCAUCCUGGACCCAAUUCCCCUUCACCCGCCUAUCUUAGCAUCGUUUCCUUGAUCCGUCACGCCGGCCACUAACGCAACCUUUUUCUCCUAUUGCCCAAGGAGAACAACUCGGAGAAGUCAUCCCUGCCCUUGGGAUGAGUAGAGGACAAUUUGAACCUUUCAGUAGAAUUCCAUUUUUUUAUUUCUCUGGUUUAAAGAGAAAACGAGAGAAAGAGAGAGAGAAAAACAAGAGCAACGAGGCUUAGUAAAAGUUUGUUUUCUGGAAAAAAGGAAAGAAAGCGAACGAGGAAAUUUGUGGGGGUCUGCGUCGCCGCCUGGUUUGGGGAGGAUUUGAACGGGGAGCAGCAGGGCGGAGGUCUUGUAAAUGUUCCCCUUGGAAAAAAUACGGCUCAGGUGUUUAGGGUCAGCUAUGGAAAGAGUCAGCUAUGGACGCGGUGGCUCAGGAUAAGAUGCUGAGCUUGUCGAUCGAAAAGUCGGCAAUUCAGCGGUUCGAAUCCCUAGUGCGGCGUAAUGGAGUGAGCUCCCGUGACUUGUCCCAGCUUCUGCCAACCUAGCAGUUCGAAAGCAGGUAAAAAAUGCAAGUAGAAAAAUAAGGACCACAUUUGGUGGGAAGGGAACAGAGUUUUCCGUGCGCCUUUGGCGUUGAGUCCUGCCAGCCACAAGAUCACGGAGACAUCUUUGGACAGCGCUGGCUCUUCGGCUUUGAAACGGAGAUGAGUAGUGCCCCCUAGAGUCGGGAACGACUAGCAAAUAUGUGCGAAGGGAACCUUUACCUUUUCCUAUGGAAAGAGUGGCUUUACUCAAUUGUGGCUUUUACAGAAGUUUGGGUAAAGUUAUCUGUGUUUUAGGGGAAUGGGAGAGUAGAACAGUGCACAGGAGGUGGGCCUACCAGGUUGAUCUUGCUCAACUUGGUAGCUAAGUAAGAUGAGAUGUCACCUGUUCACCUGGGAGAUGAUCAAACAGAGGUUUCGUUCAACCUUGGCAAUGUUACGCCUUGUGGACUUCAUGGCUGGCUGAGGAAUUCUGGGAGUUGAAGUCCACAAGGCUUAAAGGUUGCCUUACGUUUCUCAACCUUGGCAGGUUUAAGAGGGGUGGACUUCAACUCCCAGAAUUCCCUAACCAGCAGGCUUUAAGAUGGACUUCGACUCCCAGAAUCCCCCAACCAGCAUGCUUUAAGAUGGGUGGACUUCAACUCCCAGAAUUCCCUAGUUACUAUGAUUUAAGAUUGGAAGACUUCAACUCCCAGAAUUCCCCAGCCAACCUGCUUUAAGAUGGACUUCAACUCCCAGAAUUCCCCACUUACUAUGAUUUAAGAUUGGAAGACUUCAACUCCCAGAAUUCCCCAGCCAACCUGCUUUAAGAUGGACUUCAACUCCCAGAAUCCCCCAGCCAGCAGGCUUUAAGAUGGGUGAACUUCCACUCCCAGAAUUCCCCAGCCAACCUGCUUUAAGAUGGGUGAACUUCAACACCAGGAUGGCUGGAGAAUUCUGGGAGUUGAAGUCCACCGAUUUUCCAGUCGCCAAGAUUGAAUAAUCUUAUUGGGUAGCCUUCGUCUUACAACUGUUCCUUUAGCGACCAUUCAAAGUUCCAACAGCGUUGAAGAAAGUGACGUACGACUUAUCCUCGGACUUGUGUCCAUCCCUGCAUCCCCAUGGUCAUGUGAUUAAAAUAGGGCUGCUUGGCAAUCGGCAUGUAUUUACAACGGUGGCAGCCUCCUGCCACCAUUUGGGACCUUCCCGCAAGCAAAGUCAAUGGGGGCUGGGGGGGAGAGGCUGGAUUCGCUUAACGACCACCUGAUUCACUUAACCACCAGAACGAGAAAGGUCAUAAAAUCAGGCACAACUCACUUCACAGCAAUGAAAAAUCUGGUCCCGAUUGUAGGUCGUAAAUCAAGGACCCCCUAUAUAUACUUAACCAACUAUUUUGGAAUGAAUGAGUAUUCAGGAGUCACUUUAAGAGGUGACUGAAAAUAGCCUCGCAGCCUAAUUAAAUUUGUUCUCCCAAGGUAUAAAAAAAAUCCUGGGUGGAAUUAGAGCAUCACGACUAAAAACCGAUGUUAAUUUGGACCCUGUAAGAAAUAAUAUUUGCCUUUCGAAUAUUACAAAUUCUUCCAGGGGCUAAAGAAAGAUUGCGAGCUGUUUAUUUUUCUCUUGACUGGCCGAAUAUUUUUUGCUCUUCUUCCCACUUAUAAUAUUUGAAAGCAUCAAACAAACAAAUGACUCAUCCUUAAAUCUGAGUAUUUACUGGGGAUCGUAAAACAGACAUUUCUUUCUGGUUUAUUAAAGAAAUCGUAGUUGA